Messenger RNA from Selaginella moellendorffii, 1478 nucleotides. Its product is annotated as triacylglycerol lipase 1-like. Gene Ontology annotation, biological process: lipid metabolic process. The transcript has 8 exons. The coding region runs from base 201 to 1403 and encodes 400 amino acids. The record is from RefSeq and is a predicted model, not a curated record. Lineage: Eukaryota; Viridiplantae; Streptophyta; Lycopodiopsida; Selaginellales; Selaginellaceae. Gene Ontology annotation, molecular function: hydrolase activity, acting on ester bonds.
GGGUCAUCUUGGAGCUUGACACUUUCAAAACCGGUGUUUUGUAAGUGAUUUCAUUUCUAGAAGGGAAGCCGCCUAGGUGUGAGACACUUUGUUUUACUAAUUGGAUUAGAAAAAACCAAUGCAGAUGGUAUGCUUGCAGGGGUAAUAUAUAAAGGUGUAACCAACCGAGCAAUGGGAACGAAGCUCGCUGCUGCCUGGCCAUGGUAUCUCUCAGGCUUGCUAUCGUAGCUUUGGUUCUUCUUGCUGCGCACAAUGCACUCGGAGUUGCAAAUCCUAGAGGCCUGGGGGUUUGCACCAGUUUCGUCUUGCCAGAGGCUUACCAGUGCACCGAGUACAUCGUUGAAACUGCCGAUGGCUAUAAGCUGGCGCUCGAGAGAGUCGCGAAGAACUGUACCACGCCGACGCUGGGUCCUGUGUUCCUCUACCACGGGAUUAUGGAGGGUGGCGACAUCUGGGUGCUCAACCCGCCUGAUGAAUCGCUAGCUUUUAUCAUGGCGGACGCGGGCUACGAUGUUUUCAUUGGCAAUGGACGUGCCUCCAUGUUCAGCUCUCACAACUUGUUCUCGCGAGCGGAUACGAGGUUCUGGGAUUGGAGCAUGGACGAACUCGUCGUCCACGACUUACCAGCGUUGCUAACUUACGUGAACACUCUGACCGACAAAAGGAUCUUCUUUGUUGGCUACUCACAGGGGACACAAGUCGCAUUCGCCGCCUUGUCUCAGUCUGGGAACAAAGCAGCGAGCCUUAUCGAAAGGGCCGCAAUGCUAGCUCCCAUUGCGUACCUCAACCAUGUCCGAGCACCGAUGAUCGGAGAGGCUGCUCGACGCCGAUUGGAUCAAGUAUUGCUUCGAUCGGGGAUCAGCGAAUUCAGCCUGUCAAAUGCUGCUGGACGACAAGUUCUUAACAUCAUCUGUAGACAAUCAAACCUUGAUUGCAUCGACGAUCUGCUUACUCUUUUCACAGGUCCAAACUGCUGCGUCAACGUGAGUAGAAUGAGCUACUACAACAUGUACGAGAUGCAGUCAACCUCCAUGAGAAACCUCGCACACCUUGCUCAGCUUGUUCGAUCGGGACGGUUCGCGAAGUUCGACUUCCAGGUCCCGGGAAACAUCGACCACUACGGGGUGCUCAUACCUCCCUCGUACUCUCUGUCGACGAUCCCAGUGAGCAUUCCCAUGCUCCUUGUCUAUGGCGGGCGAGACGAGCUAGCGGACCAAGCCGACGUGCAGCACCUCAUCCGCGACCUCCACAGGACCAGCGUCGAAGUUCUCUUCCUCCCGCGCUACGCACACGCCGACUUUGUCCUCGGCAUCAAUGCCAACGUCGACGUCUAUCCCCACGUCCUGGAAUUUUUCCAGUCCACCAUCGGGAACAACUCGAGCAUGGCCCCUCCUCGCGGCUAAACUCUCUUUACUUAUAUAACUAUCUUAAUGACUGGUAAUCUGUGUCGGGUCAGAUCGACGGUCAGAUUUUGCCCA